AUGGCUUUCGGCGUCGACAUAUCCCGACUAGACUUGGAACCUCUGGACUUCACAGAGCCAGAUGGUUUCGCUGGACGCGUAAUUCAAUACACAUGCAAUGAAGGAAAAGUAUGGAGAAAUCCAUACAACAACAAAACAUUCCAAAUGCCAGACAAAAUUUUAGGAAUUGCAAGCAUCCCUGGAAGUUGGUUAAAUACGGAGACUUAUUUGUACCAAAGCCGACUGGACAUCAAAGCUCGCUUCUCAUCUCGUGCGGGGUUGGGUAUCAAACUCAAGAUGCUUGGGAGUUUUUCUGCCAGUUACAGUUUCAGAACAAUGUUAAAAGUUUUGCUAGAAGAGUCGUUACAGAUCACAGAAGUGACGUCAUUCGUUUCAACUUGCCAGGCGGCAUUUGCUCCGGCUGAAGUUUUGGGACUGUCAGCAGCAGCCCAACAUGUAGUCGACUUACUGCCCGAAGAUUUUAAAACAUCUCCAGAAGCCUAUUUCAGUUUCAUCGGCUAUUUUGGGACUCAUUUUUUGUUCAAAGGCGAGUUUGGUGGUUAUAUUAGUAUUUAUUACAAAACAACCAGCAAUUAUUACUCGACAAGCACUGUCCAAAAUAUGAAAUAUCAAGCCAAAGCUUCGUUUCUGGGCUUUCUGAAGGCCAAAGCCGGAUAUAGUGGGUCUGUUAGUGCUGUUGAUAAAAAAUUCACAGACCAUACUACUAUGGAUGUCAUUUAUAGAGGCGGCGAAACUUCCCUGCUUCAGGGUGAAGACAUUCCCCAUUGGGAAUCUUCAGUUGCCAAUAAUCCCUGGCUCUUUGCUGGACAAAUAGUUCCAGUCUACAAAAUGAUCAAUGAUUCGAAAAAACAAAAAUCAAUGAUGCUGGCUGUUCAAGCACAUCUGGAUAAAGCGUAUCUUGAGGAGCUGGCUGAUUUGUUAGAGCGAGCUUCAAUCAAGUACACUUUUGCAGAUAUCACAACUUUAUAUACUUUAAUUCAAACAGGAAUUGAAUUGCAAAGCACUCUGAUUCCAGAUCACGAAAAAGUGACGGAGUUUGGAAAUUCGGUGAGUUAUCAUCUGGACAAGCCCCUUAAGCAGGGGCACAACAGCGGUUCGCCGUGA
Molecule: messenger RNA, 1104 nt
Organism: Symsagittifera roscoffensis
Lineage: Eukaryota; Metazoa; Xenacoelomorpha; Acoela; Convolutidae
Product: perivitellin-2 67 kDa subunit-like
Exons: 1
Coding region: 1-1104 (367 amino acids)
Source: RefSeq, a predicted model, not a curated record